AUGGUGCUCGCUCUUCUCGGAAUUUUGAAACACGGUCAACCCAAUGAUACCUUCAACACCAAGCGUCUCUUUCGGGAUGCCUUUGUGGAGUUUGUGGCCACUACCCUCUUUAUUUUUAGUGGGACAUUGAGUGCUUCAUCCACCGGCAAGAAGCUCGCUCUCGGUCAAGGUGCCGCGGAAGAUGUUGGCCGUGUCUUGCCCAUUGCCAUGGCUUUUGGAAUUUCCAUCAUGACGUUGGCCUAUUCCAUCGGUCACCUCACUGGCGGGCACAUGAACCCGGCGGUCAGCCUCUUGAUGUUCUUCCGUCGUCAGAUGUCGGCCACCAAGAUGAUCUUCUACUGGAUUGCCCAGUUUGUGGGUGCCAUCUUGGGCGCCUCUCUGACAUGGGGAUGUGUUUCCAGCCUGGCAGGGGACCCAGUGUUGAAUGGGGAAUUCAAACGCCCACCCUUUCAUUUGGGAGCCAAUACGUUGGACCCUACUAUGACCGCCGGCAAUGGAUUCUUGUUGGAGUUUAUGGGGUCUGUCGUCUUCUUCUUUGUCAUCGCUCAAACUGCAUUGGAUAAGAGGGGAAUUGCCGACUCCAUGUUCCCAGCUAUCCCCAUUGGAUUCUCUCUGGUUGUGGUUCACAUCUGUCUCAUUCCCUUUACGGGAUGCGGUGUCAACCCAGCUCGCACCUUUGGACCUUCCAUUGUGGUUUGCAUGGCCGGUGGAGACUGCGAAGCUGUCAUGGGAGACGCGUACUGGAUCUACUGGAUCGGACCUUUCCUAGCGUCUUGGGCUGUUGCCGAGUUGACGCUCAUUAUGGAGAUGGACGUGGAUGGUGUUGAAGCAGCGACUGCCCCCAAGGAAAUUGAAAGCGCUGGUGAAGAUGCCCCCAACACAGAUCUUGCCAAGGAAGAGCAAGAACUCAUGAAAGAGGUAGCCAACACGGCAGAAGAGCCCGAAAUUUCACCAGAUGAAGAACAGCCAGGAGUGCAGGCUAGCACCUUGUCAGCCUAA
Molecule: messenger RNA, 999 nt
Organism: Seminavis robusta
Lineage: Eukaryota; Bacillariophyta; Bacillariophyceae; Naviculales; Naviculaceae
Source: the annotation of a GenBank genome assembly